Musca domestica (house fly) is the source of this 4340-nucleotide messenger RNA. RefSeq names its product protein disks lost (gene dlt). Lineage: Eukaryota; Metazoa; Arthropoda; Insecta; Diptera; Muscidae. The record is from RefSeq and is a predicted model, not a curated record. Gene Ontology annotation, cellular component: nucleus. Gene Ontology annotation, biological process: chromatin organization. The transcript has 2 exons. The coding region runs from base 241 to 4278 and encodes 1345 amino acids.
AAUUUUGCUCUUGACGGGUUCGGUACGAAGUUUAAUUGCUUACGGAAAAAAAUAAUAAAUUGAGAUUAUAAGUGAAAUAUUAUAUUAAUAAAACGCUUUGAAGAAGUAUACAAUUUCAAAACGGUAGUUGGAAAAAAAGAGAAAUGUUAGAUGCAUUAAAACUAUAAUAAUAAUGCCAAAUUAGAACAGGAAACAAACAUACAACAACACCCCAAAAAAACAAGCUCAACAGCAAACAAAAUGUCCUCACUGAAAGCCGAGGAAAAAUUGCAAACUCUAAUCGAUUAUAACCACAACAACGAUGGCAAAGAUAAAAAUCAUUUUCAAUUUCGUUGUUGGUUUAUGAAGCAAUUUGAAGAGACUCAUCAGGCUGAUGAUGAUGCCUGUAGCUUGGAAGAUUUUACCGUGUAUUUUCUUAAUUCUUUGAGGCAACACACAGAGGCACAUUUAAAAGCAACAGGAGGAGUAGGAGGCAGUGAUACUCCAAAAUGUCAAACACCUGUUAAAACGGCAAAGCCCAAUUUAACCCAAGACGACUCAUUGGCGGCACGUUUCUUAACAAGUUAUCAGGAUAAUAAUACCUCAACACCAAAUAAAAGCAUUCGUAAUGAAUUGUCGCAAACAUCGCAUGCCGAUUGGACUUCGAAUUCCAUGCCACGCCUUAGCACCUCAGUGGAUCGUUCGAAUGCCUCACACAAGAAUUUGACCUCAACUCCCGUUAAACGCAAUGUUUCGGGCAAUAAUUCAAGACGCCUAUCCACCACACCAGGGUCAACCAAUAAAAGUGCCUCAACAAGUAUAUGUUUGGGUGAUUUCCUAGUUGUUAACACAUCAACGGGCCACAAUCGUUCCAAUAAAAAGAAAAAUACAUCCGCCACAAAUGUAACACAAGGCGGUGGGGGUGGAGGAGUUGGAGGUGCUGCCGCUGCUGCAGAGAAACCCAAAAAACGUGUACAGCCCAUAAGCAUUAGCAAGAAAGUUGACAAAUCUGCAAAUAACUCCUCGGUUUUUGCUGGGGAAAGUUCUUUUAGCAAUGAAAAUAAUAUUUUGAAAAUUUCCCACACCGAGGUGGAGGACAAAGAACAAUGUGCCAUAUUGGCGGCACGCAAAAUACUCAAAUCGAAUGCCAGCGAAAUCACCAAAGAACUGGUGGGCACCUCCCCAGCACCGGCACCAGGCAAUGCUCUGGCAUCAUCAGGCCUUGUGGUGGCAAGUACUCCCACAAAAUCCAAAAAUCUCUUGGCCAUGGAUGAUAUGUCUUUGGAUUUUGAAGAUUUGGCAGAGAAUAAAUUACUACACAGACUGGCUGAUAUUUAUGUAAUUUUAAUCGACAAUCAUUUGACCACCAAUUUUUUGAAUGAUUUGUCAUUUCUAUUGAAUCUCCUGAAUGCCAUGCCAUCCGUUUCCCCAGAUAUUGUGGCUGAUGCUUUCAAAAAACUCGAAUUGCAAGAAACGGAAACAAACCCAUCUAAGAUUUUACAAUGUUUGGAAAAUUUACGCUAUGCCAUUUAUUUUGCCUUGCUCAGCCUGUGUCAGCUAAAGGAACGUUUAGUCCAGCUGGAUAGUAAAACUUUAAAGGUUGUGUUAACCAAUGAACGUUUUUCCUAUUUUCCUGAGGCCACUCGUAGCUAUUUGCUGGACAUCUAUCAGCGGAAACAACAAAUAAUUGCCGAAAAUCCCAUGCAUGAUGCCUCCUUCUGUUUGGAUACAAAAACGACUGGGCAGAAUAAUGUCUAUUUUCAACAUGAACAGGACUCACGGCACAACUUUACCUCCCAACAGGAAUUUGCCAAUUUUCGACCACAACGAGAUUUGUUUUGCAAGUGCCUUAAGUUGUGGGAGGCCAAUCACUUAAAUCCCAAUUGGAAAUUUGCCGUGGAAAUUAAACCCAUUAUACGAGAAAUUUUCCAACAGUCCGAGAACUGUGUGAAUAUGGCCCAUUUUGCAAAAUUGUUUGUUUCCCAACUACUGCUGUCGGCCUCAAGUGCUGCCACACCCGAAGAGAUUGGCCUAGAAGUGGAUUUGCAGAAAUUCUCCAAGCUAACACAACGUCUAAUUGCUCCAAGUCAAUUUAGUGUUGACUAUCAGUUUCCUCGAGCCCAGGCAUUUUUUCGUGAUUUCAUUUUAAAUUCCCGCUCCUUGGCAUUUGUGGAACAACUGAAAAUGGAACUUUACAGUGAACUGUUGUCAUUGAACGAUUCCACCUUUGAUCACAUCAGCAUCACCAAGGCCGACAAUGAGCCAGAUAACAAUGAUAAUUCAUUGAUUGCCGAUAUGGGCCAGCAUGAACAGGUGGCCGUGAGACCAGACGUUUUAAAUUCCAUGUUAAUUUUGGCCAAAUUUCUGGGAUUCACCAUUUGCAUGCCAUUUGUCAGUCAGGCGAAUGGCAGCAAUGUCGUAAUACCACCCGCCAUGGAAAAGAAACAGCUACGCCUAAGAUCUUUAAUCCAGCCUGGAUUCGAUCUACACACAGUACUACAGGAAGGCAUAGAACAGGGAAAGCUAUUAAUUACCAUACCAUGGAUGGUUCAAUACCUAUGUAUGCUGGACAGCAUUACCAUACAGCUGGAGAUCUACAUAAAAACUUUGAAACUAAUGUUUGCCUUGUAUUGGUAUUUGGGUGGCAGUAAUGUUGGCAAGACUUCAUUGAACCCAACAUCAUGUUUUAUGAUAGCCUCCUGCCUUGGCUGGUUAUUUGAUUCCCAACAGUACCUAAUAGAGCAAUACUAUCAAUUUCGCUCGGAUCUAAAUGAGAAUAAAGAAAUCUUGGAUUAUCUAAAGGCUAAAUUGGAGAGUGGCCAAGAAGAUGGCCAGCACCAGCAGAUAUGCCCCAGCAGUGCGGAACUUAAUUUAAAUCCUCUUUUGGAAUCACUACUGCCCGUGGCCUGUCCAUUUUUGGGUGAAUUCAGAGUAUCCAUUAUGCCAGCCAAAUACGCCCAAACAAAAUAUGCCUCAAGAACGGGACGAUAUCGUCACAUUACAACAAGACUGGCAGAAUUAUCGCCUGCAGCCAAGGAGGGCAACAAAUCCUCUCUGGGUUCUCCGCUGGACACUUCCAAGACAACACAAAAAAAUCUCAUGCAGGCCUUUCGCCAGGUCCAAAAUUCGUCAACAAGACAAAUGCUUGGCUUUUGUGCCGAAAGGGCCUACAAAUGUGUCGUCAAAGAUGGCCAACUGAAAAUAUUGCUACCCGCCAAAAGUAAUGCGGACAGUGAAGUAAACGAAAUCUGCUCCUGCGACUAUCCUGUGGUCUUGAAUAAAAUCACAAAAAUCUAUGCCACUGCUCGACGGGAUGCCAUAGCGCAAUGGAAUGAGGCGAUACCAAAAAUGUUGGAUAAACGCAUUAAAAACUCCUUGGACAGUCUGCUGCCCGAAGAGACGCCAAAUAUUCUAAAGAAAACCUAUUUCAUGCUGAUCAAAAAUGAUGCCGAAAAAAAGAUUAGUCAAUGGUUUUAUGGCAACAUCCUAAGGGAUAACUAUUUUUGUGUGGAACUCCAAUCGAUGGCCAAUAAAUUGUGUUCGGUCAAUAAGACCAAACAGCCGUCGGAACUGAAAAUUGUCAAAGAAGUGCCCAGAGUGUCGGAGCUAAUCGACAACCUUCAAUAUUGGCUACAUUGUACUUCAUUGCGCAUUGAAUUAUUUAAGGAUUCCAAGCCCAUUGUUGAUCUCAUGCAUAACAUCGUGCAGUCAUUCGAAAAUGUAUUGCCCACAAUUUUAUAUCGUCUGAUGGCCACCAAUAUUAUACAGCUAUUACAGCACAUCAUUACCGCAAAUUGUGGACAUUUGACAACGGAAUUAAUUGAGGCAUCCUGUCAGGUAUUAAUCCAUCCAAAUAUGCGCAAGGCAUUGGAAACAUCAUCCCAAAAUUCCCCAAAAAAUACAGACGAAGAACAACAACAACUGUCAUCUGCCACCCCUGCACCUAACAACGCCUAUGAUGGCCUGGUAACAAUAGCUUUCCUCCAAACUCUAGCCUUACGCUCAGAAUGUUAUACAGCAUUUGGUACCCUACUCAUUGCCAUGAUACGGAGACAUGUCAUCUCCUUGAGUUACACCAAUAGUCUAUUUGUGAAUAUUUUCAAAUAUGAUUGGCAUCCCCAGCAAUUGAAUGAAAUUUCAAAUAUGUUAAGAAAUAUUGCCCAGAAUACAAAGGAUGUUUCCAACACUUGCAGUGAUGAUAGCAUUGGCGGCGGCGGCGACGACGAGGAUGAUGAUGAAAAAUCGAAUUUGUUUAUGGAUAUGUUGGCUGAUUUGUCGAGAGAUAUUGAUUUAUAUUAAGUUUGAAGGUGUUUUAAUUAUAUUAAUUAGUUAGAAGUUUAUUCAUUUUAAUUUUUUUCUUA